Messenger RNA from Myotis daubentonii (Daubenton's bat), 4976 nucleotides. RefSeq names its product growth hormone secretagogue receptor (gene GHSR). Gene Ontology annotation, biological process: G protein-coupled receptor signaling pathway; hormone-mediated signaling pathway. The record is from RefSeq and is a predicted model, not a curated record. Gene Ontology annotation, cellular component: plasma membrane. Lineage: Eukaryota; Metazoa; Chordata; Mammalia; Chiroptera; Vespertilionidae. Gene Ontology annotation, molecular function: growth hormone secretagogue receptor activity.
GGCAUGUGCCCUGACUGUGACCUCCUGGUUCAUAGGUCACUGCUCAACUACUAAGCCAUGAUGGCUGGGCCAGAUUUGUCUAUAUUUUAGAAAAUUAUUGAAUGCACUUAAAUAGCUGGCUAUUUUAGCAACAUCACAUUUUUAAUCACAAUAUAUUUUUAAAAUAGUUUUCCCGUAUCUAUCAGCAAUUGUUUCGGCUGUGAGUAGACUACAAGUUUACCCCAGCAUAUUUUUCUUACUCUUAAACAAAAGCUUUCUACAGUAAUUUUCUUUAUCUCAGUCCUUACAGAUCUGUCUGCACAUAUACAUCUAUUGCUAAAGUGGGGUGGGAAAUGUUGAAAUCAAAGUAUUGAUUUUUAAAACUUGUUAGUAACUGGUGGCUUGACAUAGUUGUAAUCUUUUUUUAAAUAGUAGUUUGAAAUAAUUUUCCCUUAAAGUCAAUUUGGUCCAGCAUCUGUAAUUCACCAGGGCUAUGUAUCAUGUUCUCCAGUACGAUGCUUGUAUCAAACCUCUCUCCUGCAACCCAGCCAUCCUGGCUCAGUGGUUGAGUGUCCAUCUAGGAACCAGGAGGUCACAGUUAGAUUCUGGGUCAAGGCACAUACCCGGGUUGUGGGCUCAAUCGCCAGUAGGGAAGUGCAGGAGGCAGCCGAUUAAUGAUUCUCUCAUCAUUGAUGUUUCUCUCCCUCCCUCUUCCUCUCACAGAAUCAAUAAACACACACACACACACACACACACACACACACACACACACCCCACAAAAACAAAAGCAAAAACUCCCAUUUGCAGUGUCGCAGUAGGUGUUUAAUCUUCCAUGUACGUGUGCAUACUUCCAGCCUUAGGACUUUGUGGAUUUUUAAGCAUUAACAAUUUAGGUGGUAGAGAUUAUGGAAACCAUCUGUCAAAGGCAUGUGUAAUGCCACCGUUUACACACAGUGAGUGGACUCCCAUUAGGCGGGGACAGGUGAGUGUGGAUCAAUGAAGUCAGCGAAGCCGCUUUACGCAUAGGUCUGUGCUUGGGAGGAACCCAGGGGCUUCUUCCUAGAGCAGAACUCAGGGGCUGAAGCGCAAAAGAAGAGAACUGCGGAACCCCGGCUCCGUAGAGCUGUGCCGCGUGGUAGCCGGUCGCUGGCCGCGGUGCUGAACACUCUCCCGGGGUGCCCCCAGGUUGGCCGGCUGAAAGAGCCGCGGUGGGUUGGUGAGUUCGCCCGCAGCCUCCAGCCACAAGUCUUCAAAGGUUGACUCCUGGUUCUGGGCAUGGGGGCCACAGCCUGCAUUCAGGGGAGUCACCUCGCGAGUGUAGGGGGGCCUCCGACCCAUUCCCACAGGGCGCAGCUCCUGCCCCUCAACAGCAACCCUAAUAAUAGCAACUCAGCUUAUAUUUAUCCUCACAACAUCCUAAAAACUUAAAAAGGCUGAUAAUUUUGCCCAGUUGAGCACAGCUACCCAAUGACUGAUCUCCCUCAAUCAAGCCUCAAAAAAUGUUUACUGCUACCCUCGACGUGUCAGCGGUCCAGCCUCCGCUCCUCCCCAUUCGCUGGCUUCACCUUCCUCCCACCGGCUCCUUUCCUUUUGCCCCUCCUUCUCUCCCGAGGUUUGCAUCAGACAAAAGUAAUCUACACAGCCUUUCCCCUACAACCGCCGAGUUGGAGGACUGUACCACGGACUGGGAUUCAGAACAGUUAGGCACACAUCUUGUCCCUUCGCGCUCAAUCCAAGUCUAGUCUCAGAGUGCCCAACUCGCUGUGUGACCUUGAACCAGUGGCCACGCGUUUCUGAGCCUGUUUCGCCCCUGGGACUACGUGAUGCUCUUUCCAGGUGCGCACCGGUCCCUUCUCCGGUCGGAACACUAACACUAGGUGCCGCUUUUUUUACUCCCUACCCCCAUCUUCCAAGUUCAGUUGGGCACGCUCGCUUCUCCCCACCGGGUCCAUAGCCAAUUCUACCCCUUGGUGACGGAGGACUCGGGUCUCGGCUACUGUAGGCAUUGUCCCCGCCGCCCCCACCGUCCCCGCCCCUACCCCGGUGUGACCAGCCCUCCGCGCCACGUUAGCCAGGCAGCGCCCAAUGCUGGGGAGGUUGCCCCUCGAGCUCCCGUUUCGCAGCGCCGGGUCUCCGAAGUCCCCACAUCCGGACGCUUGGGGAAGUGCGAGAUGCAGCUGGAGCGAGAACGCGAAGGCCAGGCUGGGCUGAGGGGGCUGCCCCGGUGACAGCUGCCUCCCUGCGCGCCCGCUCCGCCCGCGCCCUCUCUCGCGCCUACGGCGACCUCCUCCUGGACCAGCGGGUCCAUCUCAGCGCCGCCUUCCCCCGGAGCCAGGCGAGCGGAGCCGGCAGCAUGUGGAACGCGACGCGGACGGAGGAGCCGGGCCCCAACCUCACGAUGCCGGACCUGGGCUGGGACGCGCCCCCCGACAACGACUCGCUGGCGGACGAGCUGCUGCCGCUCUUCCCCGCACCGCUGCUGGCGGGCGUCACGGCCACCUGCGUGGCGCUCUUCGUGGUGGGCAUCGCGGGCAACCUGCUCACCAUGCUGGUGGUGUCGCGCUUCCGCGAGCUGCGCACCACCACCAACCUCUACCUGUCCAGCAUGGCCUUCUCCGACCUGCUCAUCUUCCUCUGCAUGCCCCUCGACCUCGUGCGCCUCUGGCAGUACCGGCCCUGGAACUUUGGCGACCUGCUCUGCAAACUCUUCCAGUUCGUCAGCGAGAGCUGCACCUACGCCACGGUGCUCACUAUCACGGCGCUGAGCGUCGAGCGCUACUUCGCCAUCUGCUUCCCGCUGCGGGCCAAGGUGGUGGUGACCAAAGGCCGCGUGAAGCUGGUCAUCCUGGUCAUCUGGGCCGUGGCCUUCUGCAGCGCCGGGCCCAUCUUCGUGCUGGUGGGCGUGGAGCACGAGAACGGCACCGACCCGCGGGACACCAACGAGUGCCGCGCCACCGAGUUCGCCGUGAGCUCGGGGCUGCUCACCGUCAUGGUGUGGGUGUCCAGCGUCUUCUUCUUCCUGCCCGUCUUCUGCCUCACCGUGCUCUACAGCCUCAUCGGCAGGAAGCUGUGGCGCCGGCGGCGCGGCGAGGCCGUGGCCACCUCGCUCCGGGACCAGAACCACAAGCAAACAGUGAAGAUGCUGGCUGUCGUGGUGUUCGCUUUCAUCCUCUGCUGGCUGCCCUUCCACGUAGGACGAUACUUGUUUUCCAAGUCUUUCGAGCCUGGCUCCCUGGAGAUUGCUCAGAUCAGCCAAUACUGCAACCUCGUGUCCUUUGUCCUCUUCUACCUCAGCGCCGCCAUCAAUCCCAUUCUGUACAACAUCAUGUCCAAGAAGUACCGGGUGGCAGUGUUCAAACUUUUGGGAUUUGAACCUUUCUCCCAGAGGAAGCUCUCCACCCUGAAGGAUGAAAGCUCUCGGGCCUGGACUGAAUCUAGUAUUCAUACAAGACCAAACACAUCGCUGAGCAGAGUCAUUGCUUACUACUCUGCACUGGAAACCAUAGCACAGCAGAACUUGGGAGGGAGUUGAAGGUUAACUUUGGAAUUGGGGAGAGAUAGGUCCGGAAACAGUUGGGAGGGAAGAAAAGAUAGAGUUUGUAGUGUGUGAGAGGUUUAAUUCGAUUGCACGCUCAUCCGUGCUCUCAUACAGGAUUUCUGCAUAUUCACUACCUGUGAUUUUGCAUUUUGCCGUUGGUGCUAGCAAGGGCUUUGCAAUUUGGAGAAAGGAGAAGGUGCAGAGAGGGCAAUUAGGGUAAUUCUUGCUGGAUAAAUACUAAAUCUGAUUUACUUUUUCAUAAUGAUAAAAAUUUGAUUAAAAGAAUGAAAUUAAACAUUUAAAACGUGAAUUUUUAAAACUAGUAAUUUUCAUAUCGCUCCAGAUCAGUGCUGUCCAAGAGAAAUAUACUGCAAGAUACGAAAGCAAUCAAUAUAAAAAUUAUUAAGAAUAAUUUUUUAAUGCAAAGUCUUUGAAAUCUGGUGUUUUACAUUUACAGUGCACUUUAAUUUGGACAUUAAGUUUUUACCAGUAAUACUUGCUAUAUUUAGAUUUCAUAAAAUUUGCAGAUGAGAAAAUAGAUUUAUAAACCUAAGUUGUUCAAAUACAUGUAAAAUUUUUCCAAUAACUGAAACUAUUACAAGUUUUACAAUGAAAAUGAAUUGAAAUUAAAAAUUCAAGUAUUCAGUGACAAAUGUGGCUAUUAGUUACUAUAUUGGCUAGUUCAGCUCUACAGUAUAUGUAAAAUUGUUGUUAACCUUACAAAAUGUUAAACAAUACUCAUUUCCUGAGGUGUUUUUAUUGCAAAAUAAGCAUUGCAGAGUUUUAGCAUGAUGAAUUCCCUAAAUAACACCUGAAUGCUCUAUUCAUGCUUGGAAGGAAGUGGAUAUGAAAUAUAAGAUGCAAAAAAAGUAAUAUAAUAUGCACAUUAAAGCUAGGUGAAUUAUAUGUGAUAAUAUUCAGGAAAUGAAACUUUAUAAAAUUAUAGAAAAUCACAAACUGCCUUAUUUGGUUUAACAAAAAUACUAAGUCAACCAUAAGGCUUUGAUUUGUGAAUAAAGGAAUAAUUUAUAACAGAUUCUGGGAAGCUUACAGGAACCUAAUGACCAUAGAAAAUUUUCAAAUGGUGAAAAAUUCAGAAUCCCUUAAAUGCUAUUGCUUAGUGAUAUCCAGGUUAGUUACUUCAUUCCUUAAGCUUACAGCUAUUCAUUUCAAAAUGCCUGUGCCACGUUCUGUCUUCAAAUUAGUCUCACUGUUUACAUCCCACUGCUUAUCGGAUAGAUGUGUGGACUUCCAGUCUCCUUCUCAAUCAUAAUGAUGAAUGAUUGCAUACCUUCAACUGAAUAUUGUACAUUUUAGUUAUAAAUGUAUAGUCAACUCUUUGCAUAUUAAAUAUAUUAUUCCAAAAAUGAUUUCUUCAUAGUCCUGUGCAGUACUAAGUCAUAUCAGCAAUUCCUACAUGAAAUUAUUGGUUCAACUAUGAAACUGAUUGAACCAUUUA